Ostrinia furnacalis (Asian corn borer) is the source of this 5593-nucleotide messenger RNA. RefSeq lists its product as uncharacterized. The record is from RefSeq and is a predicted model, not a curated record. Gene Ontology annotation, molecular function: nucleic acid binding. Lineage: Eukaryota; Metazoa; Arthropoda; Insecta; Lepidoptera; Crambidae. Gene Ontology annotation, biological process: DNA integration. The coding region runs from base 97 to 5319 and encodes 1740 amino acids. The transcript is spliced from 4 exons.
UUUUUCUUUAUAUAACUUGAUACCUAAUUACCUCAAUUCAUAUUGCAAUUUACAGUUAAUUGGAAUUUACAUUUCAUUGCAAUUUAAUUUAACAUCAUGUCUACCUCCAGUGAAUGCAAUUAUAAUUUUAAAGAAUUAAGUGUGAAGCGAAAGUCGAUCAAAGGUCAAAUCACUAAAUUUAGAAACUUUUUAUGCAAUAUACAGCAAAAAGAUGAAUUAACCAGUGUUGAUUUGGCUGAACUUACGCUCAAACUUGGAAAGUUUGAGUCUUUAUCAUUGAGGUUUGACGAUUUGCAAAAUCAGAUUGAGGUGUUAAAUUCAGAUAAUUUAGACAGGGAAAUAGACGAACGGGAGAGCAUCGAGAAUGAUUUUAUAAUUAAUAUUGCAGCAAGUAAGAAAAUAAUUGAUUCUUAUAACUGUGACAUUCAACAAAGGCGCGAAUCUAUAUUUCAUGAUGUCACUGCUUCUGCUCAAUGCUCAUCCGAUCAUAAUAUGGGGUUCAAGUUGCCACAGAUACAAAUUGCGAAAUUUGGCGGAGCAUAUUUCCGCUGGCUGGAAUUUCACGAUACCUUUGAAAGUUUGAUUCAUAACAACAAUAGGAUUUCUAAUAUUCACAAAUUUCACUAUCUUGUUUCGUACUUAGAGGGAGAGGCGGCAAGAAUUAUAUCUAACUUCGAAAUGUCAUCAGCCAAUUAUGAACAGGCAUGGCAGCUUCUCUGCAAUCGAUACAAUAACAAACGACUUUUAACAAAUCAUCAUUUAAAUUCCUUACUAAGUAUUCAAUCAAUAACUCGGGAAUCAGAAAAGUCGUUACGAUUCUUAGUAGAUCACAUGACAAAAAAUCUACGUGCAUUGUCCAGUUUAGGCCAACCUACUGACAAGUGGGACAUGCUUCUCAUUUUCAUGCUUUCAUCUAAAUUGGAUAAUCGUACUCUUACUAAAUGGGAAGAGUUUCGUAACACACUUGAAGAUAUGCCGACUUUAGCUCAAUUUAAUAAAUUUUUAAUUGACCGAGCUGACGUUUUGGAAUCAAUUAAUAGAAAUAAAUUCGAUAGCAACAAUAAUUUCAGUAAAAAUUCACCCACAACGUCACGCAGUUAUGGACAACAAUCCAAUAAUAAUAAUUACAAUAAAGGCACUACUUACACCAAAGCGCUUACUAGUGUAAAUACACAAAAGCCUCACAAUAUGUUUGUGUGCGUUAUAUGUGGAGACAAUCACAGAAUAUAUGAUUGUUCUGUUUUUAAGUCCAAAAGUGUACAAGAUAGGCUAAAUGAUGUAAAAAAUCAUAAAUUAUGUAGCAACUGCUUACGGCAAGGUCAUUCAUUAAAUAACUGCCGCAUGGGACCAUGUCGCGAGUGCAAAAAGCGACACAAUACGCUUCUUCAUGAUCCCACAAUAUCAUACAAGUCUAACAUUUCAAUCAAUGAUUCUGAAUCUACAACUAUUGUCAAUCAUUCCAUACAAAACCAACAAGUAAUUCUGUCAACUGCCUUAGUAGACGUUCUCAAUCCCAUCACAAACCAGUCAAUAAAGGUGCGUGCAUUGUUGGAUUGUGGAAGCCAGUCAUCUUUUGUCACUAAGUCAUUACAAAAUAAACUAAAGCUAAAAUCAAACCGUCUAAAUAACAUACAAGUUAUAGGAAUAGGCAACAGCUGUUCUAAUCAGCCCAUAGAAACUUGUAACGUUCAAUUACAGUCACAAAAUAUAUCGUUCAGUACACAAUUAUCAUGCUUCGUACUGAAUGAAAUAACUACAGAGCUGCCAAGGGCUCCUAUCGAUAUCAAAACUCUAAAAUUACCAUCAUCCAUCAUACUGGCCGAUCCCACCUUUAACCAGCCCUCCAAGAUUGAUAUAUUAAUCGGGGCAGACAUUUUUUGGGACAUUCUUGAGAACGAACAACGUUCUUUGGGGUGCCCAGGUCCUAAAUUGCAUAAUUCUAAAUUAGGGUGGCUAAUUUCCGGUCCUAUAUUUACACAAAAUUCAUCAUCUAAGUCAGUACAAUGUAACCACGCUUCUAUUUCACAAAAUUCAAAUAAUGAAGUAGACAAAAUGCUUCCUAUAUUUUGGGAUCUUGAAGAGAUUCCCCAAAAACGCAUCCUAAACAAAAAUGAUGAGGAAUGCGAAAACCAUUUUUUACAAAAUACAGUUCGAUUAAACAAUGGCAGGUUUAGUGUGAAGCUGCCCUUAAAGGACACAGCUGAUUAUUUAGGUGAUACAUUCGCUCUCGCUAAAAGACGAUUCAUCUCACUAGAAAAACGAUUCAAACGAAAUGCUAAUCUAAAGGCAGAAUAUUGUAAAUUCAUAGAGGAAUAUUCAAGUUUAGGACAUCUUUCAGAAAUUAACAUAAAACCUGAUCCAUCAUAUUUUCUCUGUCAUCAUGCUGUUCUGAAGGAAGUUAGCGAGUCCACCAAGUUGAGAGUAGUUUUUGAUGGCUCGGCAGCAUCGACUUCAGGAUACUCACUUAAUGACAUAUUGAGGUCAGGUCCCAAUGUGCAAGAUUCCUUAUUCUCUAUUCUAAUUAGGGCUAGGCAAUAUAAAUAUUUACUAACCGGCGACAUCGAAAAGAUGUACCGCCAAGUUGAGGUCGAUGAGUCAGACCGCAAUCUGCAAUUAAUAUUGUGGAGAAACGACGAAUCUCAACCUAUUAAAAUAUUAAGGCUAAACACAUUAACGUAUGGCACAGCCAGCGCUAGUUAUCUGAGCACUCGAUGUAUUUAUCAACUAGGUGACGAGUGCGAAGAUGAAAUAGUGAAGGAAAUAAUUAAAAAUGAUUUUUAUGUAGACGAUCUAAUUACAGGGUGUGAUCAAGAAGAGGAUUUACGCAAUUUACAAUAUUCAAUUUCUAAAGUAUUAAGUUCAGGAUGUUUUAAUUUACGAAAGUACAAAAGUAAUUCACGCACAUUGUUUCAAAAUUGUAACAUAUCAGGUAAUCAGGAAAAUUUAAUAUUUAGUGAAUCAACCUGUACACUCGGUCUAGGAUGGGAUCCAUCCACCGAUACCUUGCAUUUUCCAACAAAAUUCACCCCGCAAGAUAAUAAUGCACCAAUUACUAAAAGGUCAAUUAUGUCUCAAUCUUUCAAGAUAUUCGACCCACUAGGUCUAUUAAGUCCUGUUAUAAUACAGCCUAAAAUGCUAUUGCAAAAAAUGUGGCUACAAAAAAUAGACUGGGAUGAACCAGUGCCACAAGAUAUCAAAAAUAGUUGGGAAAUAUUUAAAAAUAAUAUAACAUAUUUAAAUCAAUUACGAAUUCCACGAUUAGUACUGUGUGACAACCCUAUUUGUAUUGAAUUACAUUCAUUCAGUGACGCAUCUCAAUAUGCUUACGGUGCUUGCAUCUAUAUGCGUACGGUGAACGCUAAUGGCAAUGUGAGCGUUAAGUUGUUGUGUUCUAAAUCGAAAGUCGCUCCGGUAAAACCUACAACAAUGCCGCGUCUUGAGUUGUUGGGUGCCUUGCUCGCCGCGCGAUUGUGCAAGUCAGUCACAGAUGCGUUACGAUGCAAACCGACGCGUAUUAUUCAUUGGUGCGAUUCAAGCAUUGUUUUGGCUUGGCUAAAACACGAUCCAAGGCAAUUAAAAUCUUUUGUAGCCAAUCGUGUUAAUGAAAUUUCAGAAAUAACCAAUGUUUCAUCUUGGCGUUACGUGCCUACGUCACAGAAUCCCGCAGAUCUAAUCACUCGUGGUGUAAACACAAAUCAAUUAAUAUCUAUGAAUUUAUGGUGGCAAGGCCCAGAAUUUUUAACCAAUGAUUCAUCAGAUUGGCCGAUUUUAAAACAAAAUAAUCAACAAAUAUUACAUGAAAUUAAAUCUAAUGCAGUUACCAUUUUCGAGUCUAUAAUUAAUUUUGAUAAUUAUUCCAAUUUCAACAAAUUAUUGAGGUCAUUUGCUUAUAUAAAAAGAUUUAUCAAUAACGUAAAAAAUCCAAAAAACAAACAAUUAAAUUCUUUAACCGCUGAAGAACUAAAUAAUGCAUUCCAUUGUUUAUGUUCCAUUGCACAACGUCAAUCGUUUCCCGUAGAAUAUGAUAAUUUAAUAAAUAACAAAUCAUUGAAGUCAAAAUCUAAAAUACUUUCAUUAUCGCCAUUUUUUGACACAGAUAAGCAGCUCAUACUGGUGGGCGGGAGGAUUGAUGCCUCGGCAUACACUUAUGAGAAAAAACACCCUAUAUUACUUCAUGCCUCCCAUCGUUUAACAAAAUUAUAUUUUGAGCGUGAACACAUACGAAAUAUGCAUGCAGGUCCCUCAUUAUUGUUAGCCACUGUCCGUGAAACCGUAUGGCCAGUGAACGGCAGGCGUCUUGCCAGGCGUGUUGUAAAUAACUGCGUGCGUUGUAGGCGCGUAGUAGGUAAAACGUUGUGCCCAAAGAUGGGUAACCUUCCAGCCCAAAGAAUAACACCUGGUUAUCCAUUUAUGUCUGUGGGUUUGGACUAUGCAGGACCAUUUUAUAUUUUAAAUCGAAAAGGACGAGGCAGUCGUGUCAUUAAAUGCUAUUUAUGUUUGUUUGUUUGUAUGCGAUACAAAUGCAUACACUUAGAAGCGGUCAGUGACCUGUCCAAAGACGCUUUUCUAAUGACAUUACGAAGAUUUAUAGCUCGUAGAGGAAAGCCAGCAGAGGUAUUUUCCGACAAAGGUCGUAAUUUCGUGGCUUCCUAUAAAGAAAUUAGUCAGUUUUUAAAGGAAAAUGAAUCUGCUCUUUGUGAUUUUGCAAAUCGCGAAGGUAUCAAGUUUUUUUGCUCUCCAGCAUACGCUCCUCACUUCGGAGGUAUUUUUGAAGCUGGAAUAAAAUCAGCUAAACAUCAUAUUAAACGUGUAAUGGGAAAUACCCACCUUACUUUUGAGGAGAUUUCUACAUUGUUUGCGCAAGUGGAGGCCAUCUUAAAUAGCCGACCCUUGUAUCCCUUAUCUUCCUCACCAAAUGACUUCCUUCCUCUCUCCCCAGGACACUUCAUGAUCGGCAGACCGAUGACAUCGUUGCCAGCGCCAGAUCUACACAACUCUAAAGAAACCAGUCUUCGACGAUACGAACGUCUUGAGAAGCUGCGACAGCACUUUUGGAAUAGAUGGCAGAAGGAAUAUAUUGGAGAACUACAACAGAGGACCAAAUGGAAGGACAAUAUCACAAAACUCAAAAUUGGCGACAUGGUACUGAUACACGAGGAACACGUACCACCUCUGAACUGGAGACUAGGCAGAGUCGCCAGACUAUUUCCUGGUACUGAUGGGAUCUCCCGGGUAGCAGAUGUCAACACCGUGCGAGGAUGCGUAAGAAGACCGCUCACUCGUCUAUGUCCACUACCAACCGAAGAUUCUUCAUGUUGAAAGUUCCUUUCAACGAGGCGGGAAGAUGUUGCGGCUCAAUCCGUCUAUCAAGCGACUCUAAUACUUAAUUGCAUAACUUAUAAUUAAAUAAUCAAUUAACUUCCUUUCCUAACUAAAUCGUAAUUUCUAAUACAUGUAAUUGUUUGCUAUUGCUUUGUCGCAGGCGUUUUUAAACUUCAUACUAUUUUGUACUGUCAAAAUCACUUACCUUCCAGUCGCCGCGCGAUACGCACUAUUGUAAUACAUUUUCAAAUAAUACGAAAUAUUCAUCAAA